Lingula anatina is the source of this 1026-nucleotide messenger RNA. Its product is annotated as alanine--tRNA ligase, cytoplasmic-like. The record is from RefSeq and is a predicted model, not a curated record. NCBI's taxonomy places the organism in Eukaryota, Metazoa, Brachiopoda, Lingulata, Lingulida, Lingulidae. Gene Ontology annotation, cellular component: cytoplasm; mitochondrion. Gene Ontology annotation, biological process: alanyl-tRNA aminoacylation. Gene Ontology annotation, molecular function: aminoacyl-tRNA deacylase activity; ATP binding; nucleic acid binding.
UGUCCACAACACAUCUCACAUAGGCCCAGUGGUGAUAGUAAACAUGUCAGGUCACUUACAGGGGGUGAAAAGAAUAUCUGCUGUUACUGGACCACAAGCAGAGCAGGCAAUUGAGUUGUCCAAAAUUGUCAAGGAACAGGUUGAAACUGUGGUGAAAGCAAUAAAAAACUUGGAAAACCCAGAAACGUGGGAAGAAAAUUUGAGAGAGAUUUCUCAGACACUUUCAGAUGGGGUUCUCCCAAAGACUGACAGGGACAAGCUGGCUGCCACAGUAGAUAAGCAGAAAGAGAAGGUUCGGGCAGCAAGGAGCUUGUUGGCAAAGGUUAAAUUUGUAGAGCAAGUUGAAUCUCUAAAAGGAGAAGCAUCAGCGCCAUACUUAGUGACAGAAACUCUGUACACUGGAGGACUGAAAAAGGUUGCCGGUUUACUAAAUACCAUACAACCUGGAAAGCCAGUGAUGGCAUUAUGGCAGGAGAAGAAUAAAACAUUAGCGGUUAUACAUGUACCAAAGGAGCCAGGACCCAAUUUCAAGGCUUCUGACUGGUCAAAAUACAUAGUGGACAAUGCUGCUAACAAUGUGAAGUGUGGGCCACUUAAAGGACAAGACCCAGAAGCAUUCCAUAUGUUGCUGUCCAACGUCAGCUCAGAUAGCCAUAAUAAAGAUAUUUUAGAUUGUGCUGAAAAGUUUAUAAAGGAGAAGGAACAUUAAGUGAUGUAGUGGCCAGUCCAACUGAGGGAAGACUAAUUAAUUAAGGUUACAGAAAUACCAGGCCUCACAAUAUGCAUAUAGAAAAAAAAGCAGCUUGAUUUUUGUUUUGAAGUUUAAAUGUCAUGCUAAGAAAUUGGAGAAAGAAAAUUAUUUCAGCAGAAAUCUGGAACUCUCUGCCAGAGCUCUUCUCUGGCUGUUACGAAAUUGGAUAUUAAUAAUUCCAAGACAAAAAAGCUGUGUCACAGUUGUGAAAUAACCAAUAAAGUUAUUUUAAUAUUAUUAGAAUAAUAAUAGUAAAUUGAUUAUUUUAUGUGAAA